Messenger RNA from Dufourea novaeangliae, 11289 nucleotides. It is a transcript of the gene Vps13B, whose product is annotated as vacuolar protein sorting-associated protein 13B. Bases 1 to 11289 code for a protein of 3762 amino acids. Lineage: Eukaryota; Metazoa; Arthropoda; Insecta; Hymenoptera; Halictidae. The record is from RefSeq and is a predicted model, not a curated record. The transcript is spliced from 38 exons.
AUGUUCAAAUUGGAAUCAUAUAUAACACCAGUGAUUCUUAGUUACGUUGAAAAGUAUGUGAAAAAUUUUAAACCAGAACAAUCUCAGGUUUCUUUAUGGGGCGGUGAUGCAUCAUUCCAAAAUCUAGAUUUGAGAUUAGAAGUUUUGGAAGAACAACUUAAUCUUCCUUUUGUCUUCGUUAGUGGUCAUAUACAUGAACUGCUUAUUCAUGUUCCUUGGGUAAAAAUCACUUCAGAGCCAAUUGUUAUCACAAUAAACACAAUAGAAUGUAUUUUAAAAUUAAAAGAUGAUACAAAAGUGGAAACUAGUACUUCUGGACUACAGAAGAGGCAAGAGAUACCGGAGGAAGAGACUCCACCUGGGUACAUAAAAAGUAUAGUGACAAAGGUUGUAAAUAAUAUAACAAUCAAUUGUAAUAAUUUAAUUCUAAAAUAUGUCGAAGAAGACAUUGUUCUUAGCGUGAAUGUCAGAUUUUUAAGUAUGCAGACUGUUGAUAAUAAAUGGGAACCAGCCUUUACCGAUGUAAACGCGUAUGAAGUUAUGCUUAGAAAAGUUAUUACAAUACAAGAUCUAACAUUAUGUUUAGACAAAAUGGACGCUUCUGGAAAAAUAGAAAUAUAUCAGGAUCCCGUUCUAUAUCGAUGUUCCGUUAUAAUACGUUUGAUCAUAAAUUAUCACAGUAACACUGCAAGAAAAGCUUCCAUCACACGACUUGAUCUUCAUUGUCAGAAAAUGGAGUUUAGUAUAACGGAACAGCAAGUACCAAUGCUGUUGAGAUUAGCUGCACUGAUAAUGGCAUUGCAAACAAAACAGUUUCCAUCUAAUAAAGAAAAGUCCCUAAUCUCUGCAGAAGAAAGGGACGAUAGCAUACAAGAUGAUAUUAUCGAUCACGUAAGCGGAGCUGCCACUGACACUACAGGUUGGGGUGGAUGGGCUUGGAAUAUGGUAUCGUCUUUGUUACCCAUUGACUGGGACAAUGAUUGGUCUACAGAACAACAAAUGGCUUACUCUGGCCACACUAUUCAUUUGGGUGUAUAUGUACAAGACACCACCUUGACUUUUAAAACAGUAGAAAACAUUAAGGAGCAAUUAUUUUAUAAAUCACGUAAACUCAGAUAUAAAUCGUUCCUGACACUGAGAUUAAAUGGUGUGGUGGUGGAUACAUUGCUUCAAGGAAUUGCUGUGACCAGCUUUCACGUUGGAAUGGGUUGUAUACGCAUAUAUCCAAGGGGGACCUGCAGCUGUGGACAUCUGGAAGUAGUCGAUGGAGCACAACCACCCUUAUAUUUAAUAGCAGGAAAGUUAAACACUGAUUACUUGAAAGAUUCAUUAUUUGACAAUGAUUCGGCGGAAAACAAAGGAAAAAAAAGAGAUUACAAGCAAGGAAUUUAUUAUUAUCUAAACACAGUUUCAGGGAAAAGACUAAUAGAACGGUGCCCUGCUUUUGCUAUGGAUUAUGUUCACUGUGUCGAAUUACCUGACGACAUCACUCCCGAAAGACUGGCAGAAUUUGGAUCCAAUUUUGAAUAUAGCAACUUUGAUGAACGUAGAGUAAUGAGAUAUAUCAUAGGUGAUUUAACUAUUCGAUUGUGUUCGGGUGUUUUUCAUCGUAUUGAAACAAUAAAGCAAGCUGCCGCAAAUUAUGACUACAAUCCGUAUCUUAUCUCGAAACCAGAUCCACUGGUGGAUGAACUUCCACCAGUCACAUUAGAAGAAUACGAAGCUUUACGAGAAAAUGUAUCCAUGGUUAAAACAAAAUUAAUUAUGGUGAAAGCAGCCCUUCAAUUACAAUUAGCUGAUCAUUCUAUAAAUGGAUUACCACGACAACGAAAAGUUAUUGAAAAUAGAACGACACCUUUAACACCUGCUCUUACCGAUGACCCCUUCAUGAGCAUUGAAUGCGAUAAAGCAGUACUAACAUUGCUGCAGCCGUUAUAUCCAUUUAGACUCGCUGCCUGUGCUUCAAAACAGACUGAUCUUUCUACAGAAAUGUUCGAUCAGUGCCAUAAAGUUAUUACACUUCAGGUGACCGGAGCAAGAAGUCAACUUUACUUAACAAAUAAUUGCCAUACAUCGAUAGUAAUGCCUUAUUCGGUGGAAUGCAAAGCAAAGAAAUUAUUAUAUCCACAGUACUGGAGAAACGUUGAUUUAAUACAUGAAACGUAUUCAGUACAUAUGGACAGUAUUACAGUCACCGGAACAAAAGCGAAGUUGAUGGUUGCUGCAUCUAUAUUGACUUCAAUUUUCGAUCCAACUGACACAACAAACACUCUCGUGUGUUCUUCUUUGUUCAAUGAUGCCUGUAACGAAAUAAAUCCGGUAUAUCUGGAGUUGUUGUUAGAAAAUAUAAACUGCAAGAAAUUGUCAUCUUUGGUUACAAUCUCAAACGAGAUAAGCAUAAACUCAGUGAAAAUGUUUGCCCUAAAUGAGUCGCAGCAGGCUUUUAUUUUCUCAGGCCCGGAAAGCAAUAUGCAUGGUGAGGUAGAAAAUAAAUUACUGGUAACGGCUGUGAUGCAGUAUCCGAAAAAUGUUGAGAAGCAAACGCAUCCACCUGUUAUAUCGUUUCAAAUGGCGGACAUCAGAGCGUCGCUUGAUCCAUUGUUGUUUAAAUGGCUAGAGUAUCGUGUAACGCAUUACAGUUUAGGUACUUUGUGUACAACAAAGCCUGAAAUGCAACAGCACUUAGAAGGUGCAUCUUCUGAUACUGGCACUAAGAAAAAGACGUUUCCGAGCUUGCACGAGAGUGUGCAUAGUUCUUCGGAUAAAGAAAAAAGGAAGUCGGUUGUAACAACUGAGAAGUCGAAGACUGUACAAAAUGAUGAUAUUCAAAAGAAACACGAUUCCAAGUCUGACGAUAACAGACAGAACUUACAGAAUUUGGGAAUAUUGGCCAGAUUAGCAGAACUGUAUCCAUGGUGGUCUGGGCUUGUGUUAAGUGGGCGUGUUGGACAUAUUGUUACGUACAUACCGUCGAGUACGAUGAGUGGCAUUGGUGCAUAUGGUAUAGAAGAAGCAAAAGAUAGAGCACUGAAUACUGAUAACAACUUACAAAUGUUAAUAAUAAAGUUACCCGCCCUUAUUGUUCAUUCAUCUAACAUAAGUUUCGAAAUGCUGGCUCCUCAUCUUCAAGAAUUACCAGUUAAACUACCAAAAUCUAUGUGGACAAACAAAUUGGAAAGUUUUCCGUGGACGUUGAGUCUUGUGGAAUUUCAUUGUUACAUGUUACAACAACACAUACAAAAGAACUUCAUUAAAAAAGUAUCAUUAAAUGCUACAGUUGCUCUGACAACGAAAUUUACAUCGUCGAAAAUGGGAGAAAAUGCAUUGUCUUCUUUAAGUGUUUGUGUUCAUAUAGAUAAUUCUCCCAUUAUUAUUUCAGUGUCUGAAGAACAGGUAGUUUUUAUGAACAAAAUAAUUACGAGUAUUCUGAGUGUAUUGCGGGUUUCAACCGUUACUAAUAAAAGUGUUAUAGUUAGUGCUCAGUUGAAUACAGAAACACAAAUAGCUCUUCCUAUCAUCCCACAAACUCCGUCUACACCAACACAAUUACUGUAUCCUGAAGAUACAACUACGAAUUCGACUGUUUCAACAUCAAAAGAUGACACUACACCAGAAUCAGAUGAAUUGAUUGUAACGGCGUGGAUUCAAUGGACUAUAACAAAGAUUGCAUUGAAAUUAUAUGUGGCAGAAGUAGGAUCUUCAACUUCAUUGAAAUUAGUUCUUGAAUUGGAAGAUAUUAUUACCUCGGUAGAUCUGCAGCCUGUCUAUUUAAAAUUGAAGAGCAAAAUUACAACAGCCACUAUAUUUCAUUAUACUAGAGCACCGCAUUCGCCAACUUGGGAUAUCGGUGAGUAUGUGGGUGCAAUACUCUGCGGAAGGGAAGAUAAUUUGGAAAAAGGCGAUGAUUCGGGAUUUCUAAGUUUUACUCUGACUAGAGCAAAGUCUGGAAACGUUCAUACACGAUGGGGGACCUUUAAACGCCACAGAAGUCAAAAGAAAGACGUUAUGGCAGAAUCUACACUAUCCACUAAUAGUUAUAUUUCCGAAGUGGUUGUAAAAGUACAAAUGGUGGAUAUAAUUUUACCACUCACCAUAGUUAGCAAAUAUAUACAGCUAUUGAAGCCUUUUACCUGUUUCUAUCGAUCUAUCGAAAAAGACAAUACUGAAACGCCUGAUCAAAAUGCAACAGGUUUAAAUAACAUUGUAUGCCUUGACAAUGAAUCUUUACCAUUGGUAUAUCUGGACUUUAAGGGGCUUAGACUAAUGCUACCAGCUUCAAAUAUAAUAAAGUCCAAACCACAACAUGAUCUACUAAUGCUUCAGUUAGACGGAAUUCGUAUCACUCCACACGCAGAGAAUCCAAUUUGCAGAACACCUUUGAGAUUGGAUAUAUAUCAACUUGCAGCUCAAGCAAAUAUAUUAAGCAUACCAGGUUCUGCUGUGGAGGAUCGACAAUACCAAAUUAAUAUAAAAGGCGUGUGUGCUCAUACAACUACUUGGAAAAAUUAUCAAAUGAGUAUAAACAAGAAAAUGUCUCAAUCGUACCUUUAUACGAUGAAUGAAAAUCCUGCAUUAGAAUGGAACAAACUUGGACAUGGAAGUAGUUUGGAACAACAAUUCUCAACAUUUCCAUUAGUAUCGAAGUUCGAUUUGUGCUUGAUCAUUGCUCCACCGGUUCUAUUUAAACCGGACGUAACAGUAUGUGGAAGUGCAAUCGAAGUUAAUUGUAUUACCGACAUCGAAGUGACCGUAAAUUUAGAUCAAAUUCAAUUGAUUUCGAUUCUAAAUAAUGAAUUAAGAAAUUUGUCGCUGGGAAACUUUGAGCCGAACAGAAUCUUCGUUGAGUCGAGCAAUACAGCUCAUAAGAUUUCCACAACAAUGGGAGGUAUUAAACAAAUUACUUGGACGAAACAAUCUUUCGAUGAUACGGACGUUGAUUUUACUAAAGAUAGUGGUAUAGACUUUGAAACGUCUAGUGUGAAUUCGACCGUUAUUGGUAAACCAGCACGUCCAGAGAUUCCUAUACUGUUGCCAUUUGAAUUCCUGGUAAACUGUGGUAAAAUAACAUUUAUACUUUAUGAUAUUCAAAAAGCAAGUACAGAAUACCAAGUUGAUAUAAAUGAAAUUGAAGAAGACGAGAGUGAAAGUCAGAAACAACCGCUAUUUUAUAUCAUGGUUAAUCAACCAAAUAUCUAUUUUUCACAACAGCAUCCAUCGCAAAAAAUACAAGUAUCCUGUUUCGAUAUAACCAUGGCAUUAGGCGAAAAGGAGCAUCAAGACUUAAUUUCCAUACCAACAGAGAAGGAUUUCAAAAUGUUUAUGAUCGAAACGAAAAGUGGUGAUUUGCAUCCGGAUACUGGCAUACCGCCAUCUUUUGUAACAAUGAAAUAUGAAAAGACUUUAGGAAAAAAUCCACAAUUUUCUAUAGAUAUGGGUAGACCUACGAAAAUUUAUUUCUCUCUGUCCAGGCUAAGUCAGAUGUACCUUAUGAAAAAUAAGAUAUUAUCAUGCUUUAUGAGUGAACGGGAAUCAACACCAAUAGACCACCUCGAUGACACGGGGGUUCCUCCAGCAACAAAAACGAAAAAAUUAAAUUGGCCUGAUUUAAAUAUAAACACGAAGCAGGUUGUAUUGUCUCUGAAGACGGACUCUGGCGCUGAAAUAAUAAUCAGUUUGGCUUCUUUAUCUGGGAGCGUCACAUCCCUUCUAAGACCCGAUCGAAUAUAUUCCAGCACGUCUGUUGAUUCUUUCAUCGUAUCAGCGAUACUCAACGAAAAUAUAAAAGUCCUCUUGAACCCAUGGUGUUGCAAUAUUACCGUUUGUUUGCUCUGGGAGCCUUGGCAAAAUGCAAACUCCAUUCCUCAAAUACAAGUACAAGCUGACAGCGACAGCCUUUAUUUAGAUUUUGGACCGGAGCAGAUCAAAAUCAUAAAGAACGUCAUGGAAGAUUGCCAGCUGCUUCUGAAUGAACUGACAACAACUCCUUCAGAGAGUAAGAGUAACGAGAAACAAAUUGUAUUGUCUACCGAACAACAUUAUAAAGAUGAUCUUAAAGCGGGUGCAUUCCAAUUUGUCAACGGCAAUGCUGAUGAACUACCUUUUCCAUAUCAAGUUGUGUUUUUCGCCUGUCCUCAACAAUCGAUGGCUUGGAGAUACCCACAACCAAGAACGCUAACAAGGAUACAUGUCUCGCCAGUCCCAUUUGAAACACUGGAUUCCGACAGUGGUUAUAUCGACAAAGUGUCUUGCGUUCUUGAAUAUUGGAGCGACUGUCAUAUGUCCUACCAACGUUACGUUGAUUUCUACUUAUCCGAAACGAAUUCGUACCGCUUGGAGCUGCCUGAAAAAGCUCCAGCCCGAGCAGUGGCUUGUAUAUGGCGAGUAGUUCUGCUAUCAAGCAAUAACAAACCGCUUUCGAAAACAAUAAUCUCGGCGCGUGUUCUCGCGGCUUGUUUACGCAUUGAUUCCUAUUUCAAUUCUUCCAUUAUACCUAAUGUGCAAGCCGCUUUGAACAUCGGCGCCAUACACAUAUCCAUGUACAAUCACGUAAACCCAGUUAUGUACAAUAAUUUGCAACCGCCGUUGAAGGAUUAUACAUUGAAAGGUACCGUGCCUGAAACUCAAUGCUUCAUGACCUUGGAGCACAAAGAAGCUAUCCUUGUACUUAACAGAUGGAUAGAUGGAUCAACGUUGAUCGACAUCAGCGGUACAUUUGGCGUGUAUAUAUUAGAUUACGCUCAUCUGACCAUGCAAGAGAUACUGGAUCCGUUAGAAGCGAGAUUUCAGCUGUCAUUGUCAGACAAAACCGACAUAUCGUUAACAUGUAGCCCAUUCUCUCUAAAGCUUGGUCCGACAAUAGCGCAUACGCUCGCAGUCUCGGCGCAUUUAUGGUUUGCAUUCUUUGAGGAAGAAAACAAGAAUAUGAUCUUAUUUACUCGUUAUGUGGUGGCAAACGAUAGCAACGUACCCAUCCUGUUCAAUCAAAGCGGAACCAGGGACAACAUAUUACUGGAGAAUAGACAAUGUACCUUUUAUUCGUGGAAGCAUUUUGAUAAUAAAAUGAUCAGGAUAGCGAUAGAAGAGAAUCUUUGGCUGUGGAGCAAACCGUUCUCUGUGGGCACAGACGGCGUCCAAGCGAUCGAAUUCAACCAUUCGGAAACUAAAGCAUCAGCAUUCGUAAGCGUUACGUCUCUCUCUGCUACACAAAAGUUGGUGACCUUCUCUGGUCAACUGAUCAUUUCCAAUCAAUUGACCGACAUCUUUGAGAUGAAAUUGGUCAAGUACGAGGCUGACAUUGGGUCGAAAGUGACUCUAUUGAAAGAUGUGUAUCCCGUUUUCGGUAAAAGCCGUCCACCGUCUGUCAUACUCGAUGGAAAUAAAAAAAUGGCCAUACGUUUGCGCUUUACCAACGUGCCAAAUCUGUCUUGGACAGGAGAUAUUCCUCUUCAGCCUAAUGCCAAGUGGGGACAACCGUGGCUCGUGAAAGUACCAUUACAGGAACGUGGACAAUUUCUGAGUAUUUGGGUACGAAUAGUCACUCAGAUUAUUCAGGAAAAAAUAAAAGUUCUAGCUGUACUUAGUCCGCUUUACAUGAUCAAAUCGCAUUUACCUGUACCAGCCAGAGUACAAAUGGACACACCGUCGUUAAAGAUCUCUUUGAGUACAAUGGUGAACGGUCGCGGUGAGCGACAACAACUCUACUGUCCAGGAACAUUCGAACAUUUUCAUCAAUUGACAUUCCAACUGGAAUCUGGUGUAUCCACGUCCAAUCCGUAUGUACCGUUGUCUUACAGUUCCGUGGAUCAGCGAAAGUUUUUCAAAAGACCCGAAAUCGAAGACAUCGACGAGAUUCUAAAAGAUCUAGAGGGUCAAAGAGAAGAAGCAGAAUGGCCUUUCCAGGGGGACAUGGUGGAGGAAUGGAUAUCUGCUGAACAACCCCAGACACACGUGCAAGUGAAAUAUCAAGAUGCUGGAUUAGUCUCUAGUACUCUGUUGUUAGAACUACAACCGUGGUGUUUCAUGUUGAACUCCAUGGGUUGUCACUUGUCCCUCGUGUCAGAGGACAUAGAACUCUGUCAGAUACCUCAUUACGGUAUCGUGACACCGCCAAAACUGGAAGGUACGUUUCACUUGUGCGUUGGCGUUGGCGACACAUUCUAUACGUCUCAGGCUCUUCAACUGGCACGACCCGAUUGGAGUCAGAGUUUCUACAUGCCAAGAAUCGGUGGACUGAUUCCGGUCGAGGGAAACGUUAAAACAUGUGUUGACUGUUGCUCAAGCGUGUCGAUCAUGAGCAUUAAUUCCAGCAUGCACGAGGAUAUGCGUCUUAUACGUAUAACAAGCAGUCACGUAAUCAGUAAUUUAACGUCUCGAGAAUUGUGUGUCGCUACGUUAGCAGCGCACGAAGAUGCAACCGGCCUUGAACUGCCGAACGAUCUUACUCUUUACAGUCUUAAUAUCUCACCGGCGGACGAUCAGAAACAAGGCAUACCGAUCACACAAUGGUACACAUUGUACAUGGAAGACAUCAUAGAACCCCUUGUACUUUACAUAUCUUUGAGUUUAGGGCAUAAGUGGUCUUGUCCAAUACGUGUCGAUCAAACCAUGAGUCGCAGAUGCGUUGCUGUUCCAAAUGGCUCUAAUACUAUGCCAGUGGUUAUUACGACUCAGGAAGACAAAGGUACAACAUACAUAAUGAUUCAUGCGGAUGAUCAUCCUCAACUGUCAGUUGAAAAUUCUUGCGCUUUCAAAAUAUUACUGGGCCAGGCAAAUGAAACAGGAGAAGCAAUAAUACCGGAUACUUCACACUUCACGUGGGUCUGUGAGGUGGAAAGUGGCGCAACUUGUCACUAUUCCAUUCCUUCCAUUAGCAACAGGUUACCAGACGUACCCGUUUCAGUCGCAUCGAAUGUAUUAUUGUUCUCUGCUGUAACAAGUCACAGCGAUCAGACAAUGAAAACUAAGGAUUUGCGGUGGUCAAGAGGUAUAAACUUGUCUGCAAUAUCAGGGACACCGGUGGAUCAGUAUGUACGAUUCCCGUUUUAUGGGGAUGUGAAGUUGAUCAUGCAAAAUCGUUGUUACACCACAUACAUUAGUGUUAUUCCUAUAUCACAGGUAGAAGUGUCCGCAAGGGACAUUAGAAGUCGACUUCUACGCAAAGAAACUGAUAUGAAAGAAGUGGAAACGUUGCAUAGUAAAUACAUUGAUCAGACAGAUGAUGAUAAAGUGAUAAACGUGCAGAGUUCCGACAGCUCCACAUCGGUGACAACAUUUUUCUCCGCUCAGGACGAGACUUCAAUUACAGAGGCUUCAACUUCCUCGCAAAUGAAUUUACGACAUCUAAUUACGAACAUGGGUAAUAUGAAAACCAGCACAAACGAUCAGACAAAGAUUACUGACGAGAGUAAUUCAAAGGACGGGUCAGCAACUAUCUGUCUUCGCGGAGUAACCAUCAUCACCAUACACGACAUGAAUGAAAACGCGCAGAGGAUCGAAGUUGCUAGUUUAUCCAUGACUGAUGUUAUAGUCACGGUUGCUUCGAGAUCCAGAAUCAUGAAUUUAAGCGCUUUCAUAGGUGAUUUACAGUUAGAUAAUCAAAUGUUCGAUCAAGGAGGUUUCGAUUUCCCUGUAGUGUUGAUCAGUCAAAGUCCACUUGUUACAAAGGGGUCAGGAUAUUAUACAAACAAUUGCUUAAUGAAUAAAGUGGAACAAAUUAGGGAGAACUCUUUAAUAACAAUCGAUUACAUCUUGGAAAAUCAAGGACAUAUAGAAGCAUCAAAAGAACUUCACCUAAAGAUCGCACCUAUUAGUGCUUACAUCGAAGAUACAUAUAUCACUCAGUUACUGAACUAUGCAACUUCAAUGAUACCUCCAAGGUUUUUUGUAUCGGAUGAUGUAAAGAAGACAAGAACAUUGGUUUCAACAACUGGAGUAUGCAUGCCAGAUUACGUAAUGGUUGACGCAAAAAUAUUGAGUGCUCCGUUAAGGCUACAAACUUUGAAAAUAGAACCUGUAUCUAUUCUAUUAAGUGUUCAUACUUCUGUGCGGUUAUAUGUAGCUUUAGACCAUUCGCCAUUAUACUUUGGUACAUUUGAGAAGAAAAAUGUCCUAACUACACCGUAUAGGCUUGGCAAUGCACUCACAAUGCAUUAUCUAUCUGGUGCUAUAUUUGGAGCAGGUUGGGUGGUGGGCUCUUUAGAAAUAUUAGGUUCACCCGGAAGCUUAGCACAAGCUCUUGGUUCAGGGCUUAGAGACUUUGUCUCUCUACCAUUCCAAGGUUUGUUGCAAGGGCCAUGGGGUUUCAUUGUGGGAAUAACACAUGGUUCAGCCAGUUUGAUGAGACAUGUUACAGCAGGUACUUUGAAUUCUGUAACGAAGUUAGCGUCUAGCGUGGCACGAAAUCUCGAUCGAUUAACUCUCGAUGAAGAGCAUCUACAAAGGCAAGAAGAAUCCAGAAGAAUGAGACCACAAGGCAUGGCACAAGGGCUCUACCAAGGCUUAACUGGAUUAGGCAUGAGUGUUCUAGCCGCGGUUGCCGGUAUUGCUCAUCAUCCCUUGCAACAAGUAUGGUCAGGCGAAAUAACGACUAAAAGUCUUGUGACCGGUGUUGGACUAGGACUAGUCGGAGUAGUUACGAAACCUUUAAGCGGAGCUGCAGAAUUAGUUGCCCUGACGGGACAGGGUUUACUCCAGGGGGCAGGCUGGAAUUCUUUACCUUCCCCUCGACAGCGACCAGUUGUCCAAUAUACAACAGGCAAUAACAAUGCAUCCAUUAGGUAUGCUUGGUGGUUGUUACCCCUACUGGAAAAAAAUCAUGGCAAUAUUUUACAUGUUACGAGUGCAGACUAUGUGAUUCAACAAGGCAGUAAUCGGGCUGUAACGUUAAUUCUAACGAGGCAUGCGCUGUUAUUGGUUAACGCAGCUGAAGAUAAUGUCGAGAGACUAUUUUUACUGAAAGAUUUAACAAGUGCUGACUGUCAUCUUGAUUCAACUAUAAGUUUAUACUGUACUUCUAAAACAACACAGCCCAAUAGGCCUGGAUCACCUGCUCCGUACGAGAUGGAUCAAGAAAUGAGAGCACGCGUAGCAGAAUACGUAAGAACUAGUAGUACAGGUUUAGCUAGUGUUUCGACAAACAGUGACGGACAGUCUGAUAUUUUUGAAAAUGCUACUCCUCAUUCCGAUCGUACUCUCACGUUCUACGUUUCUCCCGAUUCCCGUAAUUACUUGUUAUCGUUGUUUAAUAUCGCCAAGCGCCAAAGUCAGGGCAGCGGAUUCAGAGUAUUGUAA